Messenger RNA from Xiphias gladius (swordfish), 2216 nucleotides. It is a transcript of the gene cdkn1cb, whose product is annotated as cyclin-dependent kinase inhibitor 1Cb. Bases 259 to 906 code for a protein of 215 amino acids. The record is from RefSeq and is a predicted model, not a curated record. The transcript is spliced from 2 exons. Gene Ontology annotation, biological process: regulation of cell cycle. Gene Ontology annotation, molecular function: cyclin-dependent protein serine/threonine kinase inhibitor activity. Gene Ontology annotation, cellular component: nucleus. Lineage: Eukaryota; Metazoa; Chordata; Actinopteri; Istiophoriformes; Xiphiidae.
CGGACUGAGGACUUGUUGGGAGGCUAUAUACUCCACGUCCCCCCACCGAGGUACAUUUAAACACUACUGUGUGGCGCAGAGAGACGCGAGAGCGAGGGGGAAAGACGCACGCACACAUACGCACACACACUCUUCGGGCACGACAACAACACCUGAUACUCUCCCAUCGGGGACCGAGCAGACACUUCGGGCAUCCUCUUCUGUAUUGUUUGGGGGGCUUGUGUCGGAAAGAUUUUUUUUGUUGUUGUUGUUGUUGCGAUGUCCAACGUCCAGUUAUCGAGCAGCGCGCUGGAGAGGCUGGUGGCCAGGAGGACCUUCCCUCUUCACAGGCUCACCGGCGUCUGUCGCAACCUCUUCGGACCGGUGGAUCACGAAGAACUGGGCCAGGAGAUGAGAGCCAAGAUGCGGGAGAUUUCCGAGCGCGACCAGCAGAGGUGGAACUUUAAUUUCGAGACCAACACCCCGCUGGAUGGGGAUUACCAGUGGGAAGAGGUGUCCGCGGAUAAGACCCCGGUGUUUUACCAGGACUCUGUACAAAACGGCAGGAGCCGGGCGCCCGCGACGCCCGUCAAGCAGACGCCGCCCUCGGACUCCGUUCUCCCGGAGACGCCGCGUAUGGAUGUACUGGAGCGCUUGGCCGCGCCGGAGAGCAGCAGCACGCCCUGUCAGGUGGAGGUCAACCAGGAGAACCGCACGGACAAGCUCAACUCAGGGAAGCAGCCUCACAGACAGGUCCCGUGUGUUAGACGCAAGAGGGCAGCCACUACCGACAACAACACACAGAUCACAGACUUUUUCGUGAAACGAAAGAGGGCCGCGGACAAGACAUCUAACGACGCGAGCGCCUGCCAUCUCUCCAAGUCUCCGAUCCCGGUGGAACAGACCCCACGGAAGAGGAUCCGCUGAAGGUAUGAAGACUUAUCUCAUUCAACAAGCCUGGCUAGUGGCCUGGUUUAAGUCUAGUUUAAUGUGACAAUGCUGCUUUUGCUAUAAUUAAGUGUUCAUAAUGAUAAAUAUUAUGGGUUGUGUUUACGCUAUUUGCCGUUUUAUAACCAGUUAUUUAUGCCCCCCCCCCCGUUAAUUGUAAAGGAUUGCUUGGGCCAAAAAGCGCAGACAGGCUUAUCUGGGCGAGGGGGUGGGGAGAGCCUGCGAUGGUGAAAUCGCAGUAGUAGUGAUAGUAGUAGCUGUAGUAACACCAGCGGUUGGGGGAGGGGGGUGUGCGUCACGAUGUGGCGGGAAAAGGCUCGGGUAAAGGUUGACGCCUGCUCCUGAGGUUACAUUUCCUGUUUCCUCGGAAGGCUGACUCGCGUCUUUCUUCGAAAUGAAUUCUUCGGAAAACUUACACACUGUUUUCAUUCCUUCCUCAGGUCAUUUUUCUUUUUUUUUUUUUUUGUUUGAUUUUGUUUUUGUUUUGGGUUUUUUUCUUUUCUUUUUUUAAAUUUUUUUUUUUUGCACUAUUUGCCUGCGCAUGUUGGAGGAUCAAGGGGAAGGUGUUUGUCCUCGCCACUUCUUAAAAAAACAAAAAAAAAAAAGAAACGCUGGAGGAGGAGGAGGAGGAGGACGAGGAGGAGGAGGAGGACAGAAAACGGUGGACGGUGUGGGAUAAGGAAAAGCCGACCCGGGCGCGGAGAGCGGAGCCCGGACACCGGAGCAGACUCUCAGGACUGAACGGUUUGGGGGAGGGGAGGGGAGAGCAAAAGAGAGGAAAUUUCGCCGAAUGACUUCUAUCCAGUACAAAUGUAGCAUUCAUUAUUGCUUUUGCCUACAGCCACUCGACAGUGUUAAAUGUUUUAACAUCUGUGCAAUCCUAAAUUACUUUAAGAUAAUUGUCUACACUGGCCAAAAGUGUACAGCUUUAUAGAGACAAUAGCCUAUAAAUGUUUAUUUCUGUUCUGGUUUUUCUGUAAAUGUAUAUUUUUAAGACUAUUCUAACUUAUAAUUUAUUUAUGUUUCUUUAUAUUUGUUAAAUGCCUUGUUGAUUUAGCCAUAGGGCAUAUUUGUAUUUUAUUAUUUACAUUUUUUUUAUUGUGAUGUUUUGCAAUCAUGUAGCUUCCCCAUAGUCCACACUUGAAGAAUAGGUUUCUUUGUGUUUCUGAGCCGUUUUUUGUUUUGUUUUUUUUUUGUCUUUUUUGUUUUGUUUUGGUUUUUUUUUGUAUGGUGUGUUUUCAUACAAGUGCCCUCAUUAUGUCUUGCAAAAAAGAUGAGAAUAAAAUAUU